Molecule: messenger RNA, 852 nt
Organism: Cyclocybe aegerita
Lineage: Eukaryota; Fungi; Basidiomycota; Agaricomycetes; Agaricales; Hemipholiotaceae
Source: the annotation of a GenBank genome assembly
AUGAAGCAUGGCGUCGCGUUUCGCAAAUUCUCAAGGACAUCAUCUCACCGGAUGCUCAUGCUGAGGAAUUUGGUUACUUCACUCUUUGAGCAUGAACAAAUUAAGACGACUCUUCCAAAAGCAAGAGAUACUGCCAGACUGGCGGAGAAGAUUAUCACCAUGGGCAAGAAGGGCGACAACGGCUCAUACGACCGAGCAUCCGCGUUCCUAUUGAAGCCUCUCGCGCUGUCGAAACUCUUCUCUACCUUUGCCAAGCGAUAUGCCGAAAGACCUGGAGGCUAUACUCGAAUACACAAAUUUGGAAACCGACCAGGUGACAAUGCGCCGCACGCCAUCCUAGAACUUGUCGAUAACCCACGGGAUUUGAAGUGGGAAAUGACCUCAAGGGCAGUUGGGAUGGAACUGCUGCGAGAGAAGCUGAAGUCGAAACGGCCAGAAGCUAUUCUUAAUGCCGGUCUUGCAAACACUACAAAAAUAUUGAAAGAGGAACAAAGCAAGCAAGUAGAAGAGAAGGGUGUGUUGAGGCCAAAAACCCGUCUGAAUCUGCAAAAAGUUCUUCGAUAUAGAGGUGAAGCUGGCAUGCAGGCCCUCGGACAGAAGGCGUCCGAAUAUGCAGAUGAACUCCUUGCGACGCCAAUGGUGUUCAGGUCCGUGGACGAAGAGAACAAGGCGGCAAACCCACAAACUCAUCCGCCUCGCCGCCAUGCUGGUCAUAAACGCGUCGGCGAAACAAGACCUGCUCUUAGUAUUGCCACAGGUGCUCUUGCUCCUGACGCAGAAUCCCCAACGCAAAGGAGGAAACCGGUUUUUAGUAUGGAAAAUGCUUUGACGGAAGGUUUCAAAUGUGCUUAA